Molecule: messenger RNA, 1365 nt
Organism: Macrobrachium nipponense
Lineage: Eukaryota; Metazoa; Arthropoda; Malacostraca; Decapoda; Palaemonidae
Product: sterile alpha motif domain-containing protein 1-like
Exons: 2
Coding region: 1-1365 (454 amino acids)
Source: RefSeq, a predicted model, not a curated record
AUGCUGGCUGGUAAUGGCUGCAUUGCUCCCACCAAGGUGGCUGCAACUAGUACUACUGUUGCUGCUGCAUUAUCAGCAGCCGUGCACAUGCAGCCACCCAAUGACCAACAGCUGACGCUUCCUCACUCCCCCCACCUCCCUCCCUCCGCGAUCGUUACUGAAAGUGGCCGGUGCAGCCAGUGGCAGCCCAACCCCGUCGAAGCAGAAGGAAGGGUUCCUACAGGAGGCCAGUGGCUGCCCAUCCCCCUGAAGCAGGAGGAAGGGCUACACUGGCAGAGGCCAGAGGCUACCUAUCCCCGCCAAAGCAGGAGGAAUGGCUCCACCGACAGCUGCCCGUCCCCGCCGGAGCAGGAGGAAGGGCUCCACCGGCAGCUGCCCGUCCCUGCCGGAGCAGGAGGAAAGGCUCCACCCGCAACUGCCUGUCCCUGCCGGAGCAGGAGGAAGGGCUCCACCGGCAGCUGCCCGUCCCUGCUGGAGCAGGAGGAAGGGCUCCACCGGCAACUGCCUGUCCCUGCCGGAGCAGGAGGAAAGGCUCCACCGGCAACUGCCCGUCCCUGCCGGAGCAGGAGGAAGGGCUCCACCAGCAGCUGCCCGUCUCCGCUAGAGCAGGAGGAAGGGCUCCACCGGCAGCUGCCCGUCCCUGCCGGAGCAGGAGGAAGGGCUCCACCGGCAGCUGCCCAUCCCCGCCGGAGCAGGAGGAAGGGCUCCACCGGCAGCUGCCCAUCCCCGCCGGAGCAGGAGGAAGGGCUUCACCGGCAGCUGCCUGUCCCCGCUAGAGCAGGAGGAAGGGCUCCACCGGCAGCCAGAGGCUGCCUAUCCCCGUUGAAGCAGGUGGAAGGGCUCAAUCUGCAGAGGCAAGAAGCUGCCCAUCCCUGGCUGAGGCCAGAGGCUGCCCAUCCCCGCAAAAACCGAAGGAAGGGUUUCACAGGUGGAGGCCAGGAGAGGCUGCCCAUCCCCGCUGAAGUAGGGGGAAGGGCUCGACUGGUGGAAGGAGAGGCUGCCAAUUCCCGCCGAAGCAGGAGGAAGGGUUCGAUAGUUGGAAGCCAGGGGCUCGACCGGCAGAGGCCAGGAGAGGCUGCCCAUCCCAGCCGAAGCAGGGGGAGGGGCUCGACCGGCGGUGGCCAGGAGAGGUUGCCCGUCCCCGUCGAAGCAAGGAGGAGGGGCUCGACCGGCGGUGGCCAGGAGAGGCUGCCUGUCCCAGCUGAAGCAGGGGGAGGGGCUCGACCGGAGGUGGCCAGGAGAGGUUGCCCGUCCCCGUCGAAGCAGGUGGAAGGGCUCAACAUGCAGAGCAGACUGCCCAUCCCUGGCAGAGGCCAGAGGCUCCCAUCCCCGCAGAAAACAGGUGAAACUGCUCCACUAGCUUAG